AUGCGGAUAUCAUAUCUAAAUAGUUCUACCUCCCAACAGGUAACCAGCUUGACCACAGAAGUCCGACGUCUUCGCGAACAGAUCGAAGACACACGAAACAAGAGCGCCGAACACGAACGCGAAACACAACGAACCAUCUCGCAGCUCUUGGCCGACGUGGAGAGCGCCGACGAAGCAGUAGAGCUCCUAGAAGCGGACCUCAGGCGAGCUGAAGAGACGCUGACGGAGAUGAAGACGGCGACUCAAGAGCUCUUCGACCUGAUGCAGUGCGACCCACAGCCGGUGGUGGCUAUUGUGGGUGGAGGAGAAAUCACCAGUGCGUCUGUGUCCGUCUACCUGUCCGUGGUAGAACAACGUGUCCACGAAGUCCUGCAGUUGAGACAGUUCCUGCUGGCGGAGGAGCUGGGUCCAGGAUCAGGGUUCGGGGACGACCUCCCACACGACGAUGGAUCCGAAGGGAGGUCUUCGUCGGCCUCCUCCACGCGCCUCGUCCUGCCCAUUGGGAAACCCCAGUUGAGCCACGCUGCACAUGCCAACGACGAGGAGCCAGUAAACGGAGGUCCUCUCACCCAUGUGGACCUCAUGUCCAACAUGAGGAGGUUCAUUCCAGACUCAGGCGAUAAUUAAGGAGUUAUCAGACGCAGUUAUAUAUUUAUAAAUAUUAAUACGAGUAGAUACUGCAAUUUAGAUAGAUAUAUAGAUAGAUAGAGAGAGAGAGAGAGAGAAAGAGUAAUCGUUUGUCUGUUCGACAAACUACAUUAGGAUUGAAAACUGACAUGAAGUUACUUUGCUAAAUCACUUCUUACAAGCUGAAAUAAGAUAUACUGCAAAUACGAAAACAAUAAAUGCAAAGAUAUACACGAGAACGGAAAAAAUAAAGAAGCAGAGAGAGAAUGAGGGAGAAGUAUGAUAAAAAUGAUAGAAACAUACGGAAAGAAGAGAGAAAAAUCUGGAAUUUCUUUUUAUGUCUGUGUCUGUGUUUGUGUGUAACCUACUAGUGCUUAUUGCUUAAGUAACUGACACUUUAUUCCAACAUCUACAUACAUACCCUCUGUAACAUUAAUUCCUUAGAGGAAUAAAUAAUAUCACAACCGUAA
Messenger RNA from Penaeus indicus, 1097 nucleotides. RefSeq lists its product as uncharacterized. NCBI's taxonomy places the organism in Eukaryota, Metazoa, Arthropoda, Malacostraca, Decapoda, Penaeidae. The record is from RefSeq and is a predicted model, not a curated record. The transcript is spliced from 4 exons. The coding region runs from base 1 to 627 and encodes 208 amino acids.